GGAUCAGAUUUGACUCAUCAAAGAGAAAGACCAGACUCGGAGGAACCAAAGCCAGGGACGUCCGAACCAGCAAGACGACACCAGUGCUCCCACUUUAGAAAGGGUUGUAACCGGUUAUGGAACCUGAAACAACACGAGAAAAUACACACAAGGGAGAAGCCUUACCACUGCUCCCAGUGUGGAAAGAGUUUUAAGCUUUUAGGAACCCUUAAAGCUCACGAGAAAAUACACACAGGGGAGAAGCCUUACCACUGCUCCCAGUGUGGAAAGAGUUUCAAAUGGCCUUGUCAUCUGAAACAACAUGACAGAAUACACACAGGGGAGAAGCCUUACCACUGCUCCCAGUGUGGACAGUGUUUCAAGCGGUCAGGGGAGCUGAAACAACAUGAGAGAAUACACACAGGGGAGAAGCCUUACCACUGCUCCCAGUGUGGAAAGUGUUUCAGCUGUUCAGGGGAGCUGAAACGACAUGAGAGAAUACACACAGGGGAGAAGCCUUACCAAUGCUCCCAGUGUGCACAGUGUUUCAGCCAGAAAGGAAGCCUGACCCAACACGAGAGAAUACACACAGGGGAGAAGCCUUACCACUGCUCCCAGUGUGGAAAGAGUUUUAAGGUGUUAGGAAACCUUAAAGCUCAUGAGAGAAUACACACAUGGGAGAAGCCUUACCACUGCUCCCAGUGUGGAAAGUGUUUCCGCCGUUCAGGGGAGCUGAAACAACAUGAGAGACUACACACAGGGGAGAAGAAACAGCAUGAGAAAAUACACAGAGGGGAGAAGCCUUACCACUCCUCCCAGGGUGCAACGUUUUUGCCCAUUUAGGAAGCCUGAAAGAACACAGGUGAAUGCACCAAUUUGUAAGUCGCUCUGGAUAAGAGCGUCUGCUAAAUGACUUAAAUGUAAAAACACAUGAGACUACACACAGAGGAGAAGGCUUAGAAAUUGCUCAGACUGGGAAAACAUAUUACUCAUCACAGUCACUUGAACGUCAUGAGAGAAUCCACACAGAAGAGAAGAAUUACUUGUAUAUUGAUAUUUCACAUCUCAUUGACUUAAAAUUCAUCAGAGAACAUACACAGUGCUCUCAUUGUCUUAUAUUGUUGACUGAUAAUGUGUUUACUUGUUUUUACCGUAUGAAAUUAAAUGGUACAAGGUAUACUCAAACAUAUAUUUGUUUGUUUUUAUUAGAAAACAUGACUUUAAUAUGGAGUCUGUCAUUUUGAAUAUAGAGUAGAUCAGAUUCCAUGUGUUUAAAUGGUCCUUUUAAAACUCUGACUGUGUGUUUAUCUGGGUGUGUCAUUCCUCCAGCACUACAGAUAAUCCAGUGAUAUUUGGAUGUGAUUCUUUUGCUCCAUUGUUGACAUUUGCAUUGUUGGCCCACUGAUGAUUUAAUGACAUGAAAAUAUUCAGACUAUAAUGGAAAAUGUUAAUUGUAUGUGUCCACAUAACUGAGUAUGUGACUAACCUUGUGAAACGGUCCUAUUAUAAUCUCCUGUUCUUGGGAGUAUCAUUCUGUGUUGUAAACCAAUUUGCACCUGGGUCCUUGUAUGAAUAAAGUCCCUCCCAGGAACAGGAAACUAUAAAGAUAUGUGCUCAUCACCCAAUGCUUCAG
Molecule: messenger RNA, 1612 nt
Organism: Salvelinus namaycush (lake trout)
Lineage: Eukaryota; Metazoa; Chordata; Actinopteri; Salmoniformes; Salmonidae
Product: gastrula zinc finger protein XlCGF17.1-like
Exons: 2
Biological process (GO): regulation of transcription by RNA polymerase II
Cellular component (GO): nucleus
Molecular function (GO): DNA-binding transcription factor activity, RNA polymerase II-specific; RNA polymerase II cis-regulatory region sequence-specific DNA binding
Source: RefSeq, a predicted model, not a curated record